AUGGCUGCAGGGAACGAGGACGAGGUGCCGGCGACCCCGGCAGCCUCAGCGAACAAUGGGAAUGAUUCAACUGCCCAAGAAGAGCCACCCGAGUCCAAGUCCGCACCUCCUGCAGCUGCCUCAACAGCAAGCCCAACUCCACCUCCUCCACCUGACGCCGCCCCAUCCACGAUGGCUGUCGAGUACGACGACUUUGGCCUACCCAUCAAACAAAACCAUCAAGUCCAAUACACGGAGGAGGAACUCGACACGGUGCAGGAAAGCACAGCGCGGCCGCCACGCCGCAAUCGGAGUGGCAGCAGGACUUCGUAUCGCACAAGGCCCAAUGGCAGCAUGCACAGAAAGACAAGCUCGGCCGCCUCAACCAGGUCGCGGAAGAGCGCGCAAGAAGUCGCGGACGAGAGUAGCAGCGGGGAGGACGAGUUCAAAGAUGCCCAGUCUGCUCCCCAGCCGGCGGAAGCUGAAGCUUCCGAUGAAGUGCCCAAGGCAAACGGACCACCAGCAAGUGGUGUCAAGCCAGAGCCAGAGCCAGAGAAGGACGUCACAGGCAAGAGUGACAGUCAGAAGGCCACGGAAAAGCGGGAACCGGCAACAACUGCCACAGCAGAAACUACGAAAGUGGAAGGGGAGACGGCGAAGGAGAAUGAAGCCAACGGCAAAACGGCUGAUGUUGGGCAGAAGGAUGCGCCAGUGGGCCAUAGCAAGCGCGAGUCAACAGUAGUCAACACCGCCGACGCCAGUGGCAUUCAGAUUUCCGAAUACUCUCAUCUGCAGUUGACAACACAAAAGAAGGAGGAAGAGAAGGACGACGACGACGGCUGGCAGACCAUGCCGGCCUACGCACCCUACGAUAUAUACGAUGACGACAAUAGGCUAAUUGCGAGGGAGCAUAAUGAGGAAGAGGACGAAAGUUACAGCUACGCGGGGAUGGGAGGAGCUGGAAAGGGCUACACAAGGGUCCUGGUCGACGAAGACGCCGAGUCUGCGACGAGCAUGGACGACAACACCAAUUAUCUGUUCAAGAAUCCCGCCGGGACGAGUGCGAUGGACGACGACGAACAGACUAGGGAUGCCGUCUCACAGAUGCAAGCUACAAAGGAUCUGUUGACCGAGGGCCAGAAAAUCGCGUACGUUGGCCUGGUGAGGAUAGAGCUUUCGCUUUUGGUCAAGGCGCUGGAGAAAGCACCGUGGACCAAGGCGACCAAGAAAGCAGGCCAGCUGGCAACGGAGGCAACCAAGAUGUGGUCCCAGAAGAUCAUGAUCCGCCUCUACACCCACAUGGACAUCAGCGCAGCUGAGCAGAUCAUGAUCGAGCAACUGAGCGAGCACGGAGUCAUAUCCAGCGACCUGACGCCACAGCUCAUGGCCAACGCCAGGGUCAAGAACCCUAUGGCGGAACGUAAAAGUUCAACAUCAAGCUCGCGACCCUCGAUGGCGUCUCCCAGACCUUCAGUCUCAUCACCGAGAUUACCGAGCGAAGAGACCCCGGCAGAACCACCUCCGGCCUACGACAAACACGAGGGUGAAGAGCUACCCGCAGUGCGGACUCCGAGCCAGCUGCCAAGCAGUGAAAAGCUAGACAUAGACAUCCGGUGGACCGUCUUGUGCGAUCUCUUCCUGGUGUUGAUUGCGGACUCCAUCUAUGACGCGAGGUCGAGGGUUCUCUUCGAGAGAAUCGGAAAGGCCCUGGAGAUAGAUUGGAUCGACAUCUGCCGCUUCGAGAAGAAGGUGACGGAGGCCCUGGAGAUGCAGCAACAAGCGGAAAGGGAGAACUGGAACGAAGACGAGCACAUGGAGAGUCGUCGCAAGCUGGCGUUGAAGAAGCGCUAUAUUGCCAUGGGUCUGGCAACCGUUGGCGGCGGUUUAGUCAUUGGCCUGUCCGCAGGUCUCCUAGCCCCCGUGAUCGGCGCCGGUCUGGCGGCGGGUUUCACGACAAUUGGCGUCACGGGGACUAGCAGUUUCCUUGCUGGAACAGCAGGCGCAGCAAUCAUCACGUCCAGCUCUGCGGCUGCGGGUAGUGUGAUUGGAGCAAAGGCUGCCAACCGGAGGACAGGUGCCGUGAAGACAUUUGAGUACCGCCCACUGCACAACAACAAGAGGGUCAAUCUUAUUGUCACUAUCUCGGGCUGGAUGACGGGUAAAGUCGAUGACGUACGCCUACCAUUCAGUACCGUCGACCCGGUGAUGGGCGACAUGUACUCGGUCUUGUGGGAGCCCGACAUGCUGACCAGUAUGGGUGACACCAUCAACAUCCUGGCCACUGAGGCUCUCACGCAAGGUCUGCAACAAGUCCUCGGCAGCACCAUCCUCGUGAGUUUAAUGGCAGCGCUGCAACUGCCCGUUGUUCUGACGAAGCUGUCCUACCUAAUCGACAACCCGUGGUCCGUCUCGCUCGAUCGAGCGUGGGCUGCUGGUCUGAUUCUGGCGGACUCGCUGAUUGAACGAAACCUGGGAACGAGACCCAUCACUCUCGUGGGCUACUCUCUUGGCGCCAGGGUCAUAUUCUCGUGCCUGCUUGAGCUGGCCCGCAAGGGCGCGUUCGGGAUUGUUCAAAAUGUCUACAUGUUUGGCUCACCCAUCGUGGUCAAACAAGACGAGUUUCUGAAAGUCAGAACCGUGGUGCCUGGUCGCUUUGUCAACGGGUACCACCGCAACGACUGGAUCCUUGGGUACCUCUUCCGCCUAACGAACGGAGGCAUCCGCACCGUUGCGGGCCUGAACCCCAUCGAGAAUAUUCCGGACCUGGAAAAUGUGGACACCUCGGAGCUUGUCAAUGGCCACAUGGACUAUCGUAGGGCCAUGCCACGUCUCCUGCGGGAAGUAGGCUGGACGGUCGAGAGCGAUGAGUUUACCGAGAUUGAGGACCCGGAUCCAGAAAACCACACCAAGAGGCAACGCGAGCUGAUCAACGAGAUAGAGGAGGCGAGAAAGGAGCUUGAAAAGGAAGGGGCCGAGAACAGCAAGAAUAAUAGCCGCAAAAGCGGAGCGUUCGGCGGCUUCUUCAGCCGCAAGAAGAAGGCGCAGAAGGCCGAAUGGGAGGUGUACGAGGAUUCUGCAAAGGCGGCCGCAAAUGGAACCAGUUCUGGGAAGCUAGAAUACAAGGAGGGGAGCAAUCACGGAGUGCUGUUCGACGUCGACGCGAUCCGCGCAGAGCUGGCCAGAACCCAGGAGGACGAAACGCUGCAGGUGCGGGAGCUACAGUCGACGCUGCCGCCGAUGAAGCUGCCGAGCCCCGGCCUGGCCUCGAGCACGAGCCCAAGAGAAUCGCUGACACACACGAGGAGCAUGGACGCCUACUCUGCAUGGGGCUCUUCAAACCCCUCAUCCCCGGAAUCCACCCGAAAGCGUACGGAUGAUGAGAUCCAGAUGACAUUCGACACGUCCUUCGAGGAUCCUCACCGGUCGCAGCGGAGCCAGACGUUCUCGAGCAAUGUAUCGGACACGUCGUCGAGGCCCGGCCUCAAGCCGACACAGACGGUGCCGAGCAUACCGACGGCAAACCCCUGGGCGGUCGACCCAGAUGACGAUGAUUUCGGCAAGGAGAAGGACGAGAUUUCAAUGACUUUUGCCUAG
This is a messenger RNA of Diaporthe citri, 3573 nucleotides long. RefSeq lists its product as uncharacterized. Bases 1 to 3573 code for a protein of 1190 amino acids. The record is from RefSeq and is a predicted model, not a curated record. NCBI's taxonomy places the organism in Eukaryota, Fungi, Ascomycota, Sordariomycetes, Diaporthales, Diaporthaceae. The transcript has 2 exons.